Molecule: messenger RNA, 372 nt
Organism: Penicillium samsonianum
Lineage: Eukaryota; Fungi; Ascomycota; Eurotiomycetes; Eurotiales; Aspergillaceae
Product: Major facilitator superfamily domain general substrate transporter
Exons: 1
Coding region: 1-372 (123 amino acids)
Biological process (GO): transmembrane transport
Molecular function (GO): transmembrane transporter activity
Source: RefSeq, a predicted model, not a curated record
AUGUGCGCUUCUGACCGUGAUGGUAUCCCCAUGAUGAUCUCGUUGGUUUAUCUGUUCUCCAACUUGGGCGGUGCUAUCGGCUAUGCCGCCUCCGCUGCUAUCUACGCCAACACUUUCCCCCAGGGACUGCGCGAGGCCCUGCCCGAGAGUUCUAAGGAUCAAUGGGCUGCCAUUUAUGCCGGUGGCUAUGUUGCUCAAAUGAAGUAUCUGCCCGGCACCGAGGAGCGUGACGCGAUCAACUUCGCCUAUGGAUACAAUCAGAAGUACGGCUGUAUUUCUGCGACGGCGAUUCUUGUGCUUGCUGUACCGUGUAUCGGUAUGUGGAGACAUUAUAGGGUGGACAAGGAGCAGAACAAGGGUACUGUUCUGUAG